CUUGUUUCACGCAGACGCUCGUCGGACACACACACACACGCUCCUCCAUUCAUCCUCCUCCUAGCGUCUUUCUCUGCCGGUCAAACGCGACUUUUAGCCAGCCAUGUCAGGCUCAACUACCCCGCCUCCCUCUGCGGAGGCUGAGGGGUGUUUUCCUCCGGGUUACAAGCCGUUCAAGCCGGAGGAGCACGGCCUGGAGCGCGGCUUCCGUCUCACGGGCUUCUCGGAGCUGAAAGGAUGAGGCUGUAAGGUCCCGCAGGAGGCUCUGCUCAAACUCCUGGCGGGACUGGAGGCGGACCCGGACCGGGCCGACGGGACGGCAGGCAAGGCCGGAGACCAAGCGUCGGAGUUCGGCCAACAGUUACCGGCGGGCCCCCGACUCGGUGUAGGGAUGGACUGCUGUGUGAUUCCUCUGAGGCAUGGAGGGCUCUCACUGGUCCAGACCACAGACUUCUUCUACCCUCUAGUGGAGGAUCCUUACAUGAUGGGCAGGAUAGCGUGCGCUAACGUCCUCAGUGAUCUCUACGCCAUGGGCAUCACAGAGUGUGACAACAUGCUGAUGCUGCUGAGUGUCAGCCAGAAGAUGAAUGACAAGGACCGUGAGCGGGUGAUGCCGCUGAUAAUUAAAGGGUUUCGUGAUGCAGCAGAGGAGGGAGGGACUUCUGUGACAGGUGGCCAGACGGUGAUCAACCCCUGGAUCAUCGUAGGAGGAGUGGCGUCAGUCGUCUGCCAGCCUAAUGAGUUCAUCAUGCCGGAUGGUGCUGUGCCAGGGGACGUCUUGGUACUAACUAAACCUCUGGGGACGCAGGUGGCUGUGAAUGCUCACCAAUGGCUCGAUCAGACUGAAAGGUGGAACAAGAUCAAGCUAGUCGUCACAAAAGAGGAAGUAAAGGAGGCCUAUCAGGAAGCCAUGUUCUCCAUGGCGACGCUAAACCGCACAGCGGCAGGCCUAAUGCACAAGUUCCAGGCUCACGCUGCAACAGACGUGACAGGUUUUGGGUUGUUGGGGCACGCAAACAACCUAGCAGCACAGCAACGAAACGAGGUGGCCUUCGUCAUCCACAACCUACCAAUCUUAGCCAAGAUGGCUGCCAUCAGUAAAGCCUGUGGAAACCUGUUCAACCUGGUUCAGGGCACGUCGGCAGAGACUUCUGGUGGGCUGCUGGUGUGUCUGCCCAGAGAGCAGGCGGCCAAGUUUUGCUCGGAGAUGAAGAGCCAGAACUCCGGAGCUGGAGGUCAGGGGGCGGCGGGCGGAGCGUGGAUAAUCGGAAUUGUAGAGAAAGGCGACCGCCGCGCUCGCAUUAUUGACAAGCCCCGCAUUAUCGAGGUUCCACCACGAGGAAGCCAGGCAGCAAAUCAGGACAACAACUCCACCAGCCCUGCUCCGAGCCCCAAUCUGUCAUAGACACUGCCGCCCCUCUGACACUGGCCUGGUGUGUGUGUGUGCGCGCGCGUGUGUGUGUGUGUGUGUGUGUGUAAUGUGUAUGUUUGAGUGUGUGUUCAUGUUGCUGUCCAUCUCAUCCCUCUUUUCAGUCUAAAUGCUGAGAGCACACAGACCAAAAUCUCUGUCAUCUUUUCCAGCGGGAGAGCAUACACUAUUAUUUAUCCAUCUUUGGAAAGAGCUAGGCCCACCUUUCACCAUUUUGAAAUUAUUUGUAAAUUCUGGGUAGUGUAUGCUGUGCUACCACACCCCCUCUUAUUUAGAUCUGCAUUCCCUGCCUUUCACUCAUUUAUAUAUUACGUCUCGAUGACUUUCAAUUCUGAAACGAAAACAUUCCAAAUCAUUCUUGCCAAUUAAUAAUGAAAAUUGUAUGUAAAUGUGUGUAUGUGUUUGAGUAUUUUAUCAUUUGACUGGGGUGCUUUGCUGUGGGGACGUGGAAAAAGAGGUUUCUGUCGGCUUUUCUUUUGCGAAGUGGAUGAUGUCAAUGUUCAUUCAUGUCGGUGAAUGUAUCACGUGGAAAAAAGAAAUGGUUCAUCGGUCCUGGCACCUGGCUCUGCCCACGCGGCCCAGAGGAAGGCUUGAGCAGCUUCCUUUUGGACCAGCUGGGCGGCGUUCAGAAUGUCUGUUAGUGUCAGCUGAUUGGCUGUCCAGCACCAAGUCCCUCCCACCCUUCCUUUUUAUGAAGCUCUGCCUUUAAACCCCAGAUAACGGGGGCAGGUGGAGUGGAUGUUUGCCUUUGGAUUGGGGUCGGUCUUCGACUGCUGGAGGUCUAAAGCUGUCUGUGUUUGUAGAUUUCCUGCUUUUCACAAUCAAUAAAACCAUCAUCAACUCACA
Molecule: messenger RNA, 2275 nt
Organism: Sebastes umbrosus (honeycomb rockfish)
Lineage: Eukaryota; Metazoa; Chordata; Actinopteri; Perciformes; Sebastidae
Product: selenide, water dikinase 3-like
Exons: 8
Coding region: 392-1405 (337 amino acids)
Biological process (GO): L-selenocysteine biosynthetic process
Cellular component (GO): cytoplasm
Molecular function (GO): ATP binding; selenide, water dikinase activity
Source: RefSeq, a predicted model, not a curated record